AACAGCCAAACGAUAAUUUCUUUCCAACUACGAACAAAUGAAUUCGAAAUGGGCUCAUCUACAUUUUUUUUUACAGUUCAUCAUCGCCGCUCUCUUGGCCGUUGCUGCCGCUGCUCCUUCCAGCUACUCAAAGGAUGCUUACACCACCGAGAAGCCCGUUAUCACCAUCGUGAGCCAAUCCGAUGUCCGUAAUCUCGAUGGCAGCAGCCAGUGGAGCUACGGUGGUUCUGAUGGAACCACCCGCGGUGAAUCCCAGGCCCAGAAGAAAUUCGUCGUCACUAAGGUCGAUGAUUACGGCAAGGAAACCAACGAGGAUGUUUACGGCAACACCAACAAGGGAGCUUCCUACUGGAUCUCCCCAGAAGGCGAGCGAUUCACUUUGACCUGGGCUGCCGAUGAGGCCGGUUUCGCUCCCAAGGGUGACCACUUGCCCGUUGCUCCCGUCCACGUUUACGAACUCCCAGUUGCUCCCGUUCACGAAUAUGUCCUCCCCGUUGCUCCCGUCCACAUCCCCUUCAACGGCAAAGGCUUCAAGAUCUACUAGAUUCUUUUCUUUUUUAACUGAUUUAGAUGUAUACAUAUAAAUUAUUUCCUAUACGUUCUUUCUCGGCAUAACAUUGAAUGUGUUGUUGCGAAUAAACACAGUAGAUGCAAAAGCA
Messenger RNA from Daphnia carinata, 659 nucleotides. RefSeq names its product larval cuticle protein 65Ag1-like. Bases 38 to 544 code for a protein of 168 amino acids. Gene Ontology annotation, molecular function: structural constituent of chitin-based larval cuticle. The record is from RefSeq and is a predicted model, not a curated record. Gene Ontology annotation, cellular component: chitin-based extracellular matrix. Lineage: Eukaryota; Metazoa; Arthropoda; Branchiopoda; Diplostraca; Daphniidae. The transcript is spliced from 2 exons.